This is a messenger RNA of Gaeumannomyces tritici R3-111a-1, 3138 nucleotides long. RefSeq lists its product as hypothetical. The transcript has a single exon. NCBI's taxonomy places the organism in Eukaryota, Fungi, Ascomycota, Sordariomycetes, Magnaporthales, Magnaporthaceae. The record is from RefSeq and is a predicted model, not a curated record. Gene Ontology annotation, molecular function: protein binding. Bases 198 to 2843 code for a protein of 881 amino acids.
GGCUCGUUCAACCACCCACUCACUGCUUGGGGCCCGCCAACUGCCCGCCAUAAACUCCCGCCUUUGAUAUCCGCAAAUCUCGGCCAUCGACGCGCAAACUAGACCGCGCCAGUCUCGACCCCUGCAUCACUUCUUACGACUAGCUGCCCUCUUUUCAUGCUUAUCCUCCCGCCGGCGCAUCGCCAACCAGCGCACCCAUGAUCUAUGCGAACCUAGGUCACAUGCAACAAUGGCGCACCCUCCUCCCCCCGCCUUCUCUCUUUGCCCGCCGGCCCAUAGCCCUCGGCCACCUAUCGCUACGGGUACAGACCUACGUCUUUGUAACCGUACUCGAUAAAUCUCUAAAGAACGACACACCACCUAGGAGACCCCGUAGCACCACACAAUCCGCCGCACAUGUCACUCGCCAACAGACAGCAUAUCCCCACGAGCCCCUAAGGGGGGUCGGUGGCGGCCUGUCCAAGAAGAUAGACUGGGCGCCUGAGCCCGAGCCCGAGGAGAACGAAGCGUCCUCUACCAUCAACGACAUUUCUUACGUCUGGGAAUACGAUGGGUUACCGCCUAGCCCGAGCCCGAAAAUCAAAAACCCCUUUACCAAAAACCCACCACCUCCUCCCAGGCCGCUCACAAAAGAUUGGAAGGCCUGGAAGCAGCGCUAUCUACGGGAGGUGCGGGUCCACCGCCAGGCGGCGCGUGUGCCACACCGUUUGGACGAGAGGCCCACUCCUGAAGGGGAGAUCCCUGAGAUCCGGAUGGUGGGUGAUGACACGAUGAAGACGGUGUUCAAUCGCUGGAAGAAAGCGAUGAGAAGGGCGCACAGUUCUGUCGGGCGCUAUGGGAAGCAAGAUGAGCCCCUGUCGGACCUCCUCAAACUUGAUACUGCCAAGGAGAUGUCGGCAGCCUGGAAGAAGGUUCCUGAGAAUGAACGGGUCCACGAGUUCAUCAACCAAGUGAUCUUGGCGACCAAGUCGGUGCCCGAAAAGAUACCAAUGGUGAUCGAGGCGCUGCUCCCCAUCACCCAGCCGCCACCUCCUCACUUUGUGCUAGAGGACAUUCUACGUCAGAUUGCCAACCAGGCACACGCCAACUUCCAGAACAUGGACAUGCCAUCUGCGCUCUCGUGCGUCCGCACAGUCCUCAGAAACACGUGGCCGGAAUACGUCAGGCUGGAUCAAGAUACUCUCUUCAAAGUCAUCGAAAAGGGUGACCAGCCAGGCAUCUUGGCGCUCUAUCAUGACCUCCAGAACUACGACCAUCUCCUCUCAGGACAGACUCUGCAGCACCUUGUGAGCCGGCUGGCGGGAGGCAGGACGAUGGAGGCCAAGAGGGAGGCGUUGCUCAUUCUAGAGCAACUGCAAAAGAGAGGCGGCCGCUACAACAUCAACAACGGCCCCGGGCGACGGAUUGCCACCCUGCUACUGUCAGACCGGACCGACGGUACCACGAACCACAGGCCGGCAGAACUCAUGCAACGUUUGCUGGCGCUCGGGUCGAGACCCAACAGGAUAACUUAUACUGCCCUCAUUCAGAGUCUGACAUUUGGUGGCGAGCUUGAGACAGCGUGGAUGGUCUACCGCAACAUGGAGGAGCAGGGCAUCAUCCCCGAUUCGAUCUUGAUCCAGGUCAUGAUCGCAGCCUCGGCCAAAGCGAACAACUUGGAUUCGGUCGUCCAGGCACUGGCGCUCACCGGCAAGACGCCCAUCCUUGAGGAGUAUGGCUGGAACCUGCUUCUGUACACAAUUCUACAUUGGCGCCAACCAGGAACUAGGCUGGCAGAGAGGGCCCCUACGCGAUUCCAACUGUUGAUGGCGGCCUUGUGCAAGAUAUUCGACCCUCAACCGCUGCAUGCGAUUUGCGAUAAGGACCUGGGAGACCUCUUGGACGUGGAUGCGCUAGACAUCGACUCGGAGCUAGGGGCGGUUAUCAACGGCAUUCCACGCUUUGUCGACCGCCGACAGACGCCCAAGUCGACCACGCUGAGGAUAAUGCUGGUUGGCUAUAUCAGGAGCCUCCCGGAGCCCAACGAGGUCCUCGCCUUUUACGCGCGCUUUGAUGAGCUGCUCAAGCGCGGCCACCCCGCCGUGCUAGCUCUAGUCGAAGGGGAUAGGGCGGUGGUGUACAACACGAUUAUGCUGUCUUUGAGCUAUUCGUCCACGUCCCGGCCGGCUGUCUUCAACGUGAUGAGGAGCCUGCUCGAGGACAACCCCACGCCUUUGCAGGCACACGUCGAGACCAGUGAAUACGAGACCCCUCGACGCCCGAGGCCGGACAAGCACUCCUGGAACAUAGUUUUGGACGCAAUCCUCAGAAACGGAGAUUUUAUGCAGGCGGCAAGGCACCUCAGACAGAUGCAGUCGUACGGCAUCGAGCCGAAUCAGGCGACCUGGAACAUCCAAGUGCGCGGGCACGCACGCAUGCAAAACGCCGAGCGGACGGUGGACACGCUGCGGAAGAUGGAGGAGGCCGGGUUCGAGGCUGACAGGUUCACCAUCAACGCGUUCGGGUCGCUGCGUAACAAGGAGGUGGCGCUCGACAUGUUGGAGAGCUUCAUGUCCAAGCGGGAGAUGCACCCGUACGUCGGGGCGGGCGACCCCCAUGCUGGCAAGGACCUAGAAUGGCUUUCGGACCCGGUGGCAGCCGAGUUUGACAACAUGUAUAAGGAGUUGACCGACGAGCCCACGCCUCCGAUUGCCGAAGCCACGCCUCCGAUUGACGAUUGGCAGGCGAUGCCGCAGGCACCCGUUCCAACAGGCGGCGGCCAGCCGUUCGAGUUUGAUGGCUGGAAUGGGCUGAAUCUUCAAUACAAGAAGACGAAGGAACCGGCUCGAAACCCGGAUUCGUAGGCGAGGCAAGGGAAUCUCCUGUUCCCUACCUGUCAAUGUAUGUACAUGUAUAAUAUAUGGUGGCGCAAAGUGCCGUCCUCUUUCUUGUUCACCGUCUCUCGGCGAGUGAUUUGACAGCCAGCGGACCCCGGGCUUUCGGCUUGACUUUCGCUCGGCAAGUAAACCCGCUCCUUUCCCCGGUCGCUUACACAGUAGCCUCGUCGGGUGCUCGGAGUCGGAGCUUCUUUUUGUUGUAUUCGAAACCCUGCGACUCCGAUUGGACAAUGCGACUCCCGCGGAGACCCCCAGACGGCCC